AUGGACGAUCUCGUGGUACUUUCAGACGACGAUAGCGACGAAUUAGAUAACAUUGAACUGAUUAAUGCCAUUGAACAAUUCGAACAAAAUCAAAAUUCUUCAAUUGCAUCACAAAAUCAAGAUGAUGAAUUAAUCGCUAUUGAAUUAGAAAUAUCUGAAAUCGACUUAGAAAUCAAUCGACUUCGCCAAAAACGUUUUCAAUUAGCUGAACGACAACAAAAAUUGAAAGAUGCUCUUAAACAAAAUCAGCAAUCGACAUCAAAUAUUAAUUUAGUUGAACAAUGGCAACAGACUAAUUUUCCAUGGAGUUCAAAUGUAGAGAAAGUUCGUACAGAAAUAUUUAAAAUAAAUUCAUUUCGACAAUGGCAACUUGAAACGAUUAAUGUUACAUUAUCUGGUCAUGAUUGUAUUUUAAUUAUGCCAACAGGUGGUGGUAAAUCCCUAUGCUAUCAAUUACCAGCUGUCGUAUCUGAUGGUAUCACAAUUGUGGUAUCACCAUUGAUAUCUCUUGUUGAAGAUCAAGUUUAUGCAUUACGAAAUUUGAAUAUAGAUGCACGUGCUUUAAAUACAUCGACGCCACGUGAUGAACAAACUGAAAUUUUGCGUAUACUUGAUGGAAGAAAUAAGACAGAAUCAACUUUAAAAAUUCUUUAUUUAACACCAGAAAAAAUUGCUAAAAGUAAAACAAUAAUGGCAAAAUUGCAGAAACUUUAUGAAACAAAAAGAUUUGCAAGAUUAAUUGUCGAUGAAGUUCAUUGUGUUUCACAAUUUGGACAUGAUUUUCGGCCAGAUUACAAAUAUUUAUCGAUAUUUAAACGACAGUUUCCAAAUGUAUCAAUAUUAGGUUUAACAGCAACAGCCACAACAAAAGUUAUGAAUGAUGUACGACAGAUCCUUAAAAUUCCACAGAGCAUUAUAUUUCGUGCACCAUUUAAUAGAAAAAAUCUUUUCUAUGAAGUCGUACAUAAAUCAGAUGUUGGAAAAGAUGCUCUAACGGAUCUUGUAAAUUGUAUUCAACAUCGAUUUAGUAAACAAUCGGGUAUUGUUUAUUGUUUAUCACAAAAAGAUGCAGAAGAUGUCUGUUGUGAACUACAAAGAAAUUGUAUAAAAGCUGGCUGUUAUCAUGCGGGACUUUCGGCUCUUUCUCGUACUCAAGUUCAUGAGAAAUGGCUAAAAAGUCAGGUUCAUGUCAUUUGUGCAACAAUAGCUUUCGGAAUGGGUAUCGAUAAACCUGAUGUCCGUUUCGUUAUUCAUCAUUCGUUAAGUAAAUCGAUUGAAAAUUUUUAUCAAGAAAGUGGACGAGCUGGUCGAGAUGAUCAAACAUCACAUUGUAUUCUGUUCUUUCGAUUCGGCGAUGUUUUUCGUUUAGCACCAAUGGCAUUUUCAGAUAAAUCAGGCAAUGGUCUAACCAAUCUUUAUUCAAUGAUAGCCUAUUGUUUAAACGAAUCUGCCUGCCGUCGAAAAUUAAUUGCUAAAUAUUUUGAUGAAGUAUGGCAAUCACAUGAUUGUAAUCAGAUGUGCGAUGUAUGUUCUCGACCAUCGACGUACAUAACAAAAAGAAAUUGUCAUCAAGAAGCAUCAAUGAUAGUUGAUUAUUUAGAACGAAAUAAAAAGCAACGUUUUACAGCAUUAAAACUAGUUGAACAGUUAACAAUAAAAACAAUGAUUAAAAUUGAUAUUCAACGACUUAUUUUACAAAUGAUUACUGAGCAAUACUUAAAAGAAGAUUUUCAUUUUACAUCCUAUGCAACUAUCUGUUAUAUUGUAACAGGGCCUAGAGCUUCUUAUGUGUAUGACAAUGAUUGUGAAGUUAUGUUAGAUAUGAUUGAAAGUACAAAGAAACGAUCAUCGAAUCCAACAAAAACUCAGGAGAAACAGAUUGUUAAAAAGACGACUUCAAUAGUAUCUACACAUCCCGAACCACGACCUAAAUUACGAUGGACUACUAACAUAGAUUCACGUACAAAAUCUGAUACUCGUAAGAAACGAACGUUACAAUAUGAUGAUGAUGAUGAUGAUAUGGAACAAACUGAAAAUACUUCAUUAGCUAAACGACAAUCGUCUUUAGUCUCAAAUGAUCCUGAACCAAAAAUAAUUACAAGUCAACAAUCCGUAAUUGAUGACGAAGAACUUGACUUUUUGUAA
Molecule: messenger RNA, 2145 nt
Organism: Rotaria socialis
Lineage: Eukaryota; Metazoa; Rotifera; Eurotatoria; Philodinida; Philodinidae
Source: the annotation of a GenBank genome assembly